GGGAAGCGAUUCAUCGAUCCUUGGCUCAGCCAUGAGAUGCUUGGAGGUGGGGGUGCUUUUCAUCAUCCACCAGGAUGAAAGAGAAGGGAACACCCGGUAACCAGCUCCAAAAAAACAUCCCCGAACUUGGCGAAAUGGAGGCCCAUGCGGCGAUACGAAUGCCUGAGGAAUUCAAUGUUGAGAAGGACUUUGAUGUCAAGAACAAGUACCAAAAGGCGCAAAAAUACAUCAGAUGUGACCUUUGCCAAAUGGCCGUUGGGAACACUUUCGAUUCAGUUGGUUCAAGCUUCACAGAGGAUGAUGUGUACGAUCACAUCGAGAAGAUCUGUGACAUUGAUGACCUUUACGCCAAACACGAGCUCUUGGAGGUAGAGAACGGCUGGAAGAUGGCGCAGGUUUCGGAAAGUGACAGUCGCUCGGCGCACGCGGUGCGAUGGCAAUCCCAUGCCAUGAAGGAGCUUUGUGACAACAUCGUGAGACCUUACGACGAUGAGAUCAAGGAUAUUUUUCUGAAGCACCUGAAGAAAGGUGGAAAGAAGGUGGAUAGCCCUGAGCUGCGCGCCGACGUGAUCGGCAGCGCAGUGGUGGAUAGUACAGUACCAUGUCACUGCAUGUUAGUGGUACAAGAACAUUUGGUGGUACAAAACACCCGCACCCGCACUGUGGAUGUCGCUGUGAUGAAGCGCAGCCUGGAGGAACGCCUGGAAGAACUAUCCUUUCAUAUCCUUUCCACUUUUGGAUACCAACUGGAACCUUUCAAGUUGAUCGGGGAUGCUGAAUUGCCCAAGCCGUCUUCGCCCGUCUUCGCCUUAUUCAAGCCCAGGCCGAUGAUCACCGACCUGACGAAGGGGCCCAUGGCUGAGGUGGCCCGCAGGCGAGCCGCUUCGCGGGCAUCCAGGUGCAGCAGCCACGUCCCGAAGGGGAUCUUGCUACACCUAAAAAUGGGUGCUGCCAAUGGCGUUCCGGCGCCCUGGGCUGUAUUGGUCUGCGAGACUCCGUGCUGUGACCAGCACAACUUUCUGGUGGAGAAUAACAAGGUGAGCCGUGUUGGCUUGGCAUUGGAGACUUCCUUCGAGGAAAGCAAGGACCUCAACUCCAAGGGCUUCAGCCGCAUGGAGAUCGUCUGUGCCUCUGAGCUGGACUCCUAUCGCAUCAACCGCUGGGCCAAGGAUGAAUCAGAUGCACAGCUGGCACAGCGGAUGGAGGCCUUGCCGCCUGCCCUGACGUCCAUGAUGCCCUUGGCUCCGCCCGAAGGAUAUCUUGCGGACGCACCUGAUGGUCAAAUGGUUUGCGACUUUGGCACCACAACGGAGCUGGUGGAAUACGAUACGAGCCCUCUAAGGCGGGGCUAUAUGCCGUCACUCCCAACGUCUCAACCCGACCGGGGAGAUGAUUUUGAGCCGUGACACUGCCACGGGAUGCACGGACCAGGGGAUAAGACAGGAG
Messenger RNA from Cladocopium goreaui, 1446 nucleotides. The record is from the annotation of a GenBank genome assembly. Lineage: Eukaryota; Dinophyceae; Suessiales; Symbiodiniaceae.